AUGCAUCUUGCUAAGUCGGCUGGCUCCGAUGAUUAUGAUACAGUCACCGAGUUCGCCAUUGUGGAUUCAUCUCGCCACCCAGAUUCGACCGCGCGGAUCCAGCACGCAGAGAGUCGACUGCGACUUAUCUUCGGCCUUGGAGAUAUCCACUUCAAGUCAAACGCACGAAGGCAAAUCUGGGUGCCGCCACAAGAUGAGGGAAAGCCAUGGGAGUCAGGUAUUCGCUGUUUCCAACUCAUUCGGCAACUGCUUUUCCGUGUUACAGACUUGUUCUGCACCAAAACACCAUUCGAUGGUGACCAGUUUUUCGCCACGGCAAUUAGUGGUUGGAUCAACGUCGAUUUUAUUCGUCAUGAGAUGAUUGGUAUGCUUCAGGAGCGGUGCAAUGCUGUUCUUGACUAUUCGUGUCGCUAUGCGCUGGAGCCUAUCCAAGAUCUACGACUUACGGCCGAACUUGAAGGAAUAUUUCCGCCUAACUCGCUUGCGCCUAUCUUCGAAGGGAUUCCAGCAUAUGAGCCUAACACAAAUAAAACUGUCCAUACUGAUGUCGAUGUGGAGGACAGUCUAGGUAACGAUGAUAACCAAUAUGCGUCUGACUCUGAGGACAAUCUUUCCGAAGAAUCCGGGGAUGAGGUUGCUAACACUGGGGCUAUUGUGGAUGCAGUCCAGACCAGUGGAGGGGAGUCUGAACACGCUGCGCCAGACGAUAGUCAAGAUAUAGGCGAAGUUGGUGGUAACCCCGUAGUGGGUAUCACACGACAAAACGACAGCCCAGAAGAAUCAACCCCUAGUGCGGAAUAUUCCGAAGCUCUGAAACGAUCAGCCGCAGAAGAUGAUCAAAGUGAAAGAGGCCAAACUCAUAAGCGAAGCAGGGUGCAAGAGUAG
Messenger RNA from Neoarthrinium moseri, 885 nucleotides. RefSeq lists its product as uncharacterized. NCBI's taxonomy places the organism in Eukaryota, Fungi, Ascomycota, Sordariomycetes, Amphisphaeriales, Apiosporaceae. The transcript is spliced from 2 exons. Bases 1 to 885 code for a protein of 294 amino acids. The record is from RefSeq and is a predicted model, not a curated record.